CCUUUCAGUAUCUGUGUUCUUUUUAAUAUGGAAAAGUAUGAGUUACAGUUGUGGCAUCAUGAGGAGUUACCAACUCUUGAUUUCAAGUGUUCGAAUUGUUAGAUCGUUUUGGAAAAUGAGGCGGUAGUGUCUUAAAUUGGAUUAAUGCAUUGGUUGUGUUUAAUUUGGUAGCUUAUUUAAGCUAAUAACAACAUUUCAUUUCUUUGAACCGAAUCUGUGUCUUCUCGUGCUCAAAUACGACAAAAUGAGGACGUUCACUCCACGGCGACGCGCACCCUCGGCGUCGAAGUCAGCAUCUUGCCCGGAGAUGAUGGAGAGACCAAACGGCAGUAAGCCUUUCCUCAAACGGGAAGGCUGCGAGGCGAGACAGCAGUUUGGGCAGCUGAUCUGCGGGCCCCCGAGUGACUGGGCGGGCCCGGCACCCCCCAGGGGCAGCGAAGUCUUCAUCGGCAACCUACCCCGAGAUCUAUACGAGGACGAGCUCAUUCCCAUCAUGGAGUCGACGGGGGUCGUCUAUCUGGUACGGAUCAUGAUGGACUUCACGGGCACGACGCGAGGCUACGCCUUCGUCACCUACGCCGACCCGGAGGCUGCCCACCGAGCCACGACCUCGCUCAACAGACUGGAGAUCCGUCCGGGGCGCUUUAUCGGGGUCCACCACAGCUUCGACAACAGGAGGCUGUUCCUGGGCAACAUCCCGAAGACGGCCACGCGAGAGGAACUGAUGCGACAGGUGACUCAGCACACGGAGGGCGUCCUGGAUGUGACGAUCCACGGAAACCACACAGACCCGAAGAAGAACCGGGGCUACGCCUUCGUCAGAUACGAGAGCCAUCGAGCGGCAGCAAUGGCAAGGAGGAAGCUGAUCGAAAUCGACGGACAGCUAAGCAAGACUUACUCUCGGGUCACCGUCGACUGGGCCGAGCCGGAGGUCGAGGACGUGAAGGCCGCGCUGCACAACGUACGGGUAUUGUACAUGAGGAACCUGGCCCUGUGCACGACUGAAGAUGACCUAAGGAAGCUGUGCAGCAACAUCGUGAAUGGCGUGGAGCGGGUCAAGAAGCAGAAAGACUAUGCCUUCGUUCACUUCGCCACCAGGGAGCAGGCGGAGGCGGUCAAGGGUGCUCUCAAUGGUCAUAUACUCCAUGGCUGUGAACUUGAGAUAACAUGGGCCAAGCCAGUCAAGAACAGAGAGGAGUACCAGCAGAGAAAAGCCAUUGCAAGGUCCAUGGUUAGUGCAGGGCAAGCUCGCACAGGCUAUCUCCCACACAUAACUCCAACUGGGGAACCGAUGAUCAUGCUGCCCCAAGUGCGAAGGGCAGCGGGAGCCCAGGGCCUCCAGCAUCAGCCGCGAUCAGGGUCUUCACGCUUGAGGAAUGUGGAUACACCACUCGUGGGUAUACAGUCACCAGCAAUGUUUAUACCUCAAGUGAAAAACCAGAGUGAGGUAAUUAUCCCUGGGUACCCAACUGUCCCUGCUCAUUUCCAAUCAGAAAGGAUGGCAAGUUCUCCAGAUGAAGUGCAGAACUUGGCUACUGAUGCAGUUUUAAAACAAUUAGGGAUGCUGCAAACCCCGGUGCGUAACCAAACUGCUAAUGCAAGAAUGUUGCAGAAUGGUCAGGCUUACAGAGGUCCUCCACUCACACCACAAUACUACAUGACCUCUCCAGUGAACAUGGCUCCUAUUAUUACACCUUCCAUACCUACACCAACCGCACAAAGCAUGGCAGUUACUCCUGGCACAUACUUGGUGCCGUCUCCUACUCUUGCUGGAUACGAGAGCCUGAAUCCAUAUACUCUGCAAAGUGCUUAUUACCAGCAUGCUUUGAUGGGUCAGCAGGCGGGCAUUGCAACUCUAGAAAGGCCUCGAUAUAGCGCAACAGAAUAGAUUUUGGUGGAAUGUCAGGAGGUAUUAUGUAAAAGAGAUGUGACUUGCAAUAGAAUAUUUAUUACAUGCUUUUUUAUUAUUAAAAAAUGUUGUUUACAAACCUAGUAUCAGCUGUUGACAUAAAACAUGUUCAUAUGAAUGGAUAAUAAACAAUAGCUAUAUACUCAGGGAAAAAAUAUCUGUUGUGUACAACUUAAAGCCUGGAAAAAAAUUGAAAAUAAAAAGUUCAUCUUCAAGAAUAUUACUGAAUGAUAUUUUCCAAAGAAAAAAUUAUUGUUAUGGUCUAUAGGUAAAAUAAGCGAGGUAUAUUUUGUUAGUAUCUGGAAUAGAAUAUAUUUAACUUUUUUUCUUCUUUUUUUUCUUUGCACAAGUAACUUUCAUAAAAUAUGGAACUGAAUAUUAGUUUGGAGAGCAUUGCUAUAUAAUGCCAUAAUUAUUUUGAAAUGGGAGUCAGCUAAAGUUUUUUUUUUUUUUUUUAUCUAAAACAGAUAGAUUGUUUUUUUUGUUUUAUAACCAGAUUUUAUUAUUUGAAUAAUUCUCAUAUAUAAUUAAAAGCUUUCAGACUUUAUGAAAAAGUUUAACAGUAUCAGAAUGGAUUUUUUUUUUGGUUUAAACUCCCAUGAUAUUCAAGAGUAUAGUAGUUCUAUUAAUAAAAGUUGAAAUGAAUAGGUUAGGAAUGAUAUAUUUAGGAAACUUUCUUCUUUGUGGCUAUCUUACCUUGUAGCCAGUGAACUACUCUAAUAAUGGCCAUUUUCUAAGCAAAAAGAAAAGAAAGAAAGAUAAAAAAACUUAUGCAAAAUUUUUGUCCCAAAUCCCUAAAAAGGCUGUGGAACAAAAGUCUUUAUUAAUACCAAAGCUUUAGUGUGUAUAGAGUAGUGUUAUUUUUGUAUGACUGUGAUUAUAGAGAAAAUAAUCACAAUACUAUAUGUGAGUAGGUAAGCUAGAUGCCAUAUCAGUAAACACCAGUAUUGUUAAAAGGAUCUGACUAACGUAAGCCACCACUUGAUCCUGUAAAGGGGAUGAUUGUAGAUUUUGAAAUUUGAUUUGGCAUUGGGAACAAUCUAAUUAUUUGAAUGUGGUCAGCCAAAUUUAAGGCCUGUUUCUUUGAGUGUGCUUAAGUUGAUGUGUUGGCCAAUGGAAGUGUGUCUAUUAAUGCUGGUGAGCAAUGGUGGUGCCUAAAUGUUGGGUGUCAUUUUUUUAUGCAGAAUACAUUGUAUUUACCGCACGUCACCUUGGUUUAAGUGUUAUUGUGUUGCUUGGCCGAGAUGCAUGGUUGACCGCAGAGCUUUAGCACUCCUGAAAGCAAACAAGCUUUAAAUUGUAUAUGAAGGGAUUAAGACUGAUUUAUUAUGGUAUGAAUUAAUAAUAUUUUGAGUUCUUUUGAAACUAAUUCUGUGAAGAGAUGAGGUCAUUUUUGUUGAUAAAGCACUAUCAGACUUAUUUAUGUAGUAUCUGUUUGUAUAUUUAUUUAUUUAUAGAUUGGUUAUAUGAACACAAGUAGAAAUGGCCCAGGAUGUUUUUUCUUUGAUUGAACUUAUCCGAUAUUAGUUGAGCUUCUCUAAAUUUCUGUCUUAUUUUGAUUUUGUUUCGUUUAUGUACUUAUUACUUUUAAUGUUUAAUUUAGUGAUUACUCUUAUGAUUUGAAAUCCACAAAACAGAAAUCAAAAUGUUUCUGUGAUUUCUUUUUAAGUUUCUUUAGAGAUGAUUAUCUUUAAUUCCUUGCCAGUGAUCCAAAAAGAUUUUCAAAAAUCUUUUGAAGGGCUUGAUUGGAGUAAUCUGGCAAAGGACCAUGAAAGGGAAAGUACAAUAAUGAUUUUAAAAUCCUUUCAAACUGAAGGAUUUUCUUGUAAUUUUAUGACUAGAUUUUAGGCAAAAUGUCUGAAAAUUAAAUUUUAUUCAGUUUAAAGUCCUAGUAACAUGGUCCUAAAUAUAUAGGAAUACUUCUCCUUUUAUAUCAGUUUGUAAUUUAAAUUUUAUCUUAAUAUUAAGCUUCCCUUUAGCAGUGAUUAUAUUAAUGUUCCACUGUAAAUAUGAAGGCAUUACAUGUUGCCACAAUGAUAUUACAGAUAUUAAAACAUCAAAUGAAAUCAGACCAACAGGAAUUCCAACUUUCUCUGCUCUUUUCAUCACUAUAAUAGCGAUGUUCCCAAUGGAUGAAACUGAAUUCCCAUAUUUAAUUAUUUAACAUCUUUGUGUCCUCUUUCUUCAGGUACCAUUAUGAUGAUAUCAAGUCUAACAAAAUAUGUAUGAUAUUAAUCUCCAUUUUCAUUUAGCCAUGUGAUGGUCACUUAAUACAUAUUUUCAUGUUAUUUUUCUUGUAACAUUUAUUUUUGAGAAUUACUGCAUGAUACUCGUGGCAUUGGGUGGAGGAAAUGGUUGAUUAAAAUGAAUAAUCUAAUAUAAUGAAUAUAAAACAAUACUUGGAUAGAGGAGAUUUUUGAGUGUAACAAACUAGUCACUGCAAGGAAAAUAAAAAAAGGAAAGUUC
This is a messenger RNA of Penaeus indicus, 4375 nucleotides long. Its product is annotated as probable RNA-binding protein 46. Gene Ontology annotation, molecular function: mRNA binding. The transcript has 8 exons. Gene Ontology annotation, cellular component: nucleus. The record is from RefSeq and is a predicted model, not a curated record. The coding region runs from base 245 to 1888 and encodes 547 amino acids. NCBI's taxonomy places the organism in Eukaryota, Metazoa, Arthropoda, Malacostraca, Decapoda, Penaeidae.